Messenger RNA from Pocillopora verrucosa, 1212 nucleotides. The record is from RefSeq and is a predicted model, not a curated record. NCBI's taxonomy places the organism in Eukaryota, Metazoa, Cnidaria, Anthozoa, Scleractinia, Pocilloporidae.
AUGAAUGUCCAUUUGAAGGAAGCAAGUACCUCGCAUUUUGCACUCCAAUCAGGAGAAAUCAAACGACUGCGAGGAAUAAUAUACUACAAGAAAUGCAACAUAGAACCCAUAGAGCCCAAAGUGGAAAGGGUUGUCUCCUUUUGCUGGAGAAUUCCAAAUUUUGUGGAGAGCAGGAGACAACAAGCUUCAGAUGCCAUUGGAGACAAGCCCCUUACAAGUGGGCCAUUUAUAGAUGACAACUGCAGAUGGAGAGGACUGUACUCCGGACAACAAAAAUUGUUCCUGCAGCUGCUCUCAGCAUCCCAUCCAGUUACUGGGGAAAUUCAAAUUGUAAUGGCCCCUGGAAGUGACAAUGAACAAGUGCUAGACUUGGACAUAGUGUCCCUGAAGGAAGGAGAAAUGUGGGGUAGGAGGAUACCAAAUGUGGACAGUCUACUGGACGGAAAUGGCAGCCUUGAUGUUAAAUUUAUUAUUUACUACUUCAACUUGUACUAAUUUCAUGAACAGGUCAUAAAAUGUUCAAUUCAGUUAUUAUUAUUUUUAUUAACCUCUUACUUAACAGUCAUAAAUUUCUUGCUUAUUUUUUUUGUCAUGACUGCAAAUUAAGAAUAUGGUUUUUGCAGUCUAUAAAGAGGGUUGGGUCAGGCCGUUUAAAAACUAAGGUUAAAUCAACAAGCAUUGAUUAUUUUGUUAAAAGUGAACUGUUGCAGUUGUUUAAUGGCUUUUUGGUGGAUCUAUUAACACAUUCAUAACUGGAUUGAACAUUUUAAGACCUGUUAAUAAUGGAAACCUCUUUGCUCUCAACUAUCAAACCAAUUCCUGAAAAUUACUCACUUUUCACAAAAUUGGCAAAUCUGUCUUCAUCUAGCAACAUUUAAUCAAUCUGGAUUCAAAAAUACAUUUCUCUCACUGAUAAACACAGCUUGAACUGUACUUUAGCUUCUUUUAACAAUUACAGUAGCCCGCCACACUUUCUUAAUUUCGUGAAAUGUCGUCAAUCAACCAUGGUCUCUGAUAAUGCAUAUGUUCAGUAUAGUUAAUAAUAUUCUUCUUAAUAUUUGAUUGCAAGGGAUGAACAUUCAUUACUUUUCAGACUUUUUUUUUGUCAUAUUCUCCAAAAGAUUUUCAUAUUUCAUUAGAGUUCUGUUCCUUUUCCUUGUUACAAAAGACGAAUUAAAAUAGAAACACGAAAGUGUAUUGAGCUCAUAUAAU